AGCAGAGAGGACAGUCUGUUUUCCAGAAAAACAUCCUUGUCUCAGAGAAAAGAGUGGAAAAGCAACGGAUCUGAGGGGCGUCUUGUGUUCUCGAAUAAAACCCGAAGACUCUCAGGACAAGCUGUGCUGACGGGGAUGCUGGGGGUGUCAGAGAUGACGGGCAGCAAUAUGGCCAAUGCCCUGGCAAAUGCCUCGUGUGAACGGUGUAAAAGCGGCUUUGCCCCAGCGGAGAAGAUCGUCAACAGCAACGGCGAGUUGUAUCAUGAACAGUGCUUUGUCUGUGCACAGUGUUUCCAGCAGUUUCCUGAAGGGCUCUUUUAUGAGUUUGAGAAAAGGAAAUACUGUGAGCAUGAUUUCCAGAUGUUGUUUGCUCCCUGUUGUCACCAGUGUGGAGAGUUUAUCAUUGGGCGUGUGAUUAAGGCCAUGAAUAACAGCUGGCACCCUGACUGCUUCUGCUGUGAUAUCUGCCAAGCCGUGCUUGCCGAUGUUGGAUUCGUCAAGAACGCCGGCCGCCAUCUCUGCCGUCCAUGUCACAACCGCGAGAAAGCUCGGGGCCUCGGGAAGUACAUCUGUCAGAAGUGUCACGCCAUCAUUGAGGAGCAGCCCCUCAUUUUCAAAAACGACCCCUACCAUCCCGACCACUUUAACUGCAGUAACUGCGGUAAGGAGCUGACUGCUGAUGCUCGCGAGCUGAAAGGGGAACUCUACUGCCUCCCCUGCCAUGAUAAGAUGGGUGUGCCGAUCUGCGGAGCCUGCAGACGUCCUAUAGAGGGCCGUGUGGUCAACGCCAUGGGCAAACAGUGGCAUGUUGAGCAUUUUGUCUGUGCCAAGUGCGAGAAGCCUUUCCUGGGACACCGUCAUUAUGAGAGAAAAGGACUUGCUUACUGCGAGACUCACUACAACCAGCUCUUUGGUGACGUUUGUUAUCAUUGCAACCGUGUGAUCGAAGGAGAUGUGGUGUCGGCUCUGAAUAAGGCUUGGUGUGUGAAUUGCUUCUCGUGCUCGACCUGUAACACCAAGCUCACCCUCAAGAACAAGUUUGUGGAAUUUGACAUGAAGCCGGUGUGUAAGAAAUGUUACGAGAAGUUUCCUCUUGAGCUGAAGAAAAGACUUAAGAAGUUGGCGGAGACCAUAGGCCGCAAGUAGAUCUCCUCGUCCACAGGGGGAGACAAAGCAUGGUCAUUCGUUACAUCUAUGGUGCUUAAAGUACGAAAAGAGACCAAACUAAACCUGGACCGCAAAUUAUCUCGGCUUAGUCUUAAUAAUGGCUUGGGUGCUUGAACUUUGUUUUUCCAUGGCAGAUUUUCUGUGGUCUCACACCAACAGAUGUUCUUGUGUCUUAACACUCUGCAACCAAAACCAAACAAAUACCUUUAUAUUGUUUAUUGAUAUGUAUGUACUUGCAUGUUUAUAAAGAGAAUACUAGUAAUAUUCACACUGUUCAGAGUGAUUAUUCAGCACGUGUGUCACUUCUGUUGCCUCGUUUGCAAUGCCACAGAGCUUUUUCUCAAGGCUGAACCCCUUUCUGUGUCCUGACCGGGGGCCCAGUUUGAUGUACUGAUCUGAGAGUUGUAUUUGAUUUUUAAUGUAUUCUCAAGUCUCAUAUUUUUCUGUCAGAUGGGAUCAGAAGCUAAUGCAUGAUGUAAUGAGUCUGGAGCAACACAAGCUCUAAACCAAAAACUUUUUGCUCAUAUCAAGCUUUAUUAAAGCCCUAGCUGUGUUCUCGAAAUCUCUAAUAAAUGAGACCACUUAUAUUUCUUCUGA
Messenger RNA from Carassius auratus (goldfish), 1764 nucleotides. It is a transcript of the gene lims1, whose product is annotated as LIM and senescent cell antigen-like domains 1. Lineage: Eukaryota; Metazoa; Chordata; Actinopteri; Cypriniformes; Cyprinidae. The transcript has 10 exons. Gene Ontology annotation, cellular component: cell-cell junction; focal adhesion; cytoplasm. The coding region runs from base 136 to 1146 and encodes 336 amino acids. Gene Ontology annotation, biological process: cell-cell junction organization; positive regulation of integrin-mediated signaling pathway; positive regulation of substrate adhesion-dependent cell spreading. The record is from RefSeq and is a predicted model, not a curated record.